ACAGCCAACUAAAGGCAGGGCGCAGCAGGGGGGCAUGCGGGUGGGGGAGAUGGAGAGGGACUGCCUGGUGGCGCACGGGGCAGGGAGCAUGCAUCUACCCACUCUCACCGCAUCCCAUCCCUCAUUAUCCCGUCACUUCCACUAUGCGCCCAUUGUUACAGAUGACCACCCGCCAGCCCACCAAGGGCAGGGCACAGCAGCAGGGGGGGAUGAGGGUGGGGGAGAUGGAGAGGGACUGCCUGGUGGCGCACGGGGCAGGGAGCAUAUGACAACUAGACAGCCAACUAAAGGCAGGGCGCAGCAGGGGGGCAUGCGGGUGGGGGAGAUGGAAAGAGACUGCCUGGUGGCGCACGGGGCAGCACACUCCCUCUCUGAGCGCCUCUCGCUCCUCUCAGACGCCACCGCUGUUGCUGUCUGCUCUGCCUGCCGCCUCAUCGCCUCUGCGGCGGGUGGACCUGGGGGAGGUGCACCUGGGGGAGGUGGUGGUGGUGGCAGUGGUUUUGAUGGUUACGCUGUUGCUGGUGCUGCUGGUGCUACUGCUGAUGCUGGUGGUUUCGGUAGUUUUGGAGGAGAGGGGAGUGAUUGUCCUGGCCCGGCGUGCCAGUUGUGUGGAAGCAGCACAAACACCACAGAGGUGUGCAUGCCGUAUGCCUUGAAGUUGUUGUUUGAUGAGAUGAGGGCCAUGGGGAUCUCAGGUCAUGGGGAUCUCAGUGCGUUUGCAGCCAUCCCACUGAUUGCUGCUGCUGUUCUCGAAUCAAGCAUUCCCUCUUUUAGAUAA
This is a messenger RNA of Closterium sp. Naga37s-1, 778 nucleotides long. Lineage: Eukaryota; Viridiplantae; Streptophyta; Zygnematophyceae; Desmidiales; Closteriaceae. The record is from the annotation of a GenBank genome assembly.